AUGCAGUGGGUCAUCCCUAAAGCUCAACUUGAUACUCUCUUGCGUCAAUAUGGAUCACCACAAGUUGAGUAUAAGAAAAGAAGGGAAUAUUGCCAAAAAAUUAGAGCAAUUGGUAAAGAAUUAAAUUUAAGUAGUAAAAUAAGUGCAUUGUCUCAAAUUAUAUUUAUGCGUUAUUUUCUUUAUAAUUCAUUGAAUAGUUGUGAUCCAUUGUAUGUACUUUCUGCAUCAAUCUUUUUAUCAAUGAAAUUAGAAGAUUGUAGAACAAAAGGAAUUGAUGAAUUAAAAAAAUGUUGUUGUGAUCAAUUCAAAGAGAUAAAACGAAUUGAAGAAAGUGAAUUAUUAUUAUAUGAACGUAAGGUACUUGUUGGUAUUAAUUUUGAAUUAAAUAUUGAAACUCCACACUUAUAUUUAAAUAAAUUAACUAAUGGAUUUUCAAUAGAAACAAAUUUAAAAUUAGAUGCAUGGGCAUUUACAAAUGAUUUAUGUUGUACACAUGUUGUACUUACACAUACACCAUUUUGUAUUGCAUUGUUAUCAUUAUGUUUUUCUUCAAAACAACAUAAAUUUGAUUUAAGUUAUGAUUGUGAUAUGAUUCGAUCUCAAUGCCAAAAAUUAUCAUUGAAAUGUCCUGAAGAAACUCUGAGCAGGACUGGAAAAAUUCAUUUAUUAGAAUUUUUUGCUAUUAAAGCUGAGUAUGUUCAAGAAGCAAUGUCAGCUUUAACUCAAUUCUAUAAUCCUUAAUGCUGUACUUCUUUUUCUU
Messenger RNA from Entamoeba histolytica HM-1:IMSS, 760 nucleotides. RefSeq lists its product as uncharacterized. Lineage: Eukaryota; Evosea; Mastigamoebida; Endamoebidae. Bases 1 to 741 code for a protein of 246 amino acids. The record is from RefSeq and is a predicted model, not a curated record. Gene Ontology annotation, cellular component: nucleus; mediator complex. The transcript is spliced from 2 exons. Gene Ontology annotation, biological process: positive regulation of transcription by RNA polymerase II. Gene Ontology annotation, molecular function: cyclin-dependent protein serine/threonine kinase regulator activity.